Petromyzon marinus (sea lamprey) is the source of this 701-nucleotide messenger RNA. RefSeq names its product acyl carrier protein, mitochondrial-like. The record is from RefSeq and is a predicted model, not a curated record. Gene Ontology annotation, biological process: fatty acid biosynthetic process. NCBI's taxonomy places the organism in Eukaryota, Metazoa, Chordata, Hyperoartia, Petromyzontiformes, Petromyzontidae. Gene Ontology annotation, cellular component: mitochondrion; respiratory chain complex I. Gene Ontology annotation, molecular function: acyl binding; acyl carrier activity.
ACAAGGGGAAUCGAAUCCCACCACCACCCACCACCACCCCACUCACUCACCACCACCUUGAAGGGCAUCGCGUUAGCGAUGAUCUCCGCCGUCGUUCGCCUCUCGCUGCGUGCGGGGCCCCGCGGCGUCGCGGGGGCAGCCCCGAGGUGGGCCGGUGCCAAAGGGGGGCCGCAGUGCUGGCGCGCCGGGUCGAGGGACAUCGCGGGCUCGGCCACGUGGAGGGGGAGAGCCGAGGUCCUGUCACCUCUGUGGAAGCAGCAGCAGCAGCAGCAGCAGCUACGCAACCCGAGCCCGAUGUGCGCGCGCUUCCUGGCGGACAGCGCCACCGCGGACGCCUCUGUGCACGACAGAGUGAUGCAGGUGCUGAAGGCGUACGACAAGGUGGACCCGCAGAAGCUAACGCUGGAGUCUCACUUCCUGAAAGACCUGGGCCUUGACAGCUUGGAUCAAGUGGAACUCAUCAUGGGCAUCGAGGAUGAGUUUGGUUUUGAAAUCCCCGACUCGGACGCAGAGAAGCUGCUCACGGCUAAAGACGUCAUCGCCUACGUCAGCAAGAAGCUCAGCGAGUAGCACGCCGGGGUGCGGGCGACGGCAUCACCGGCGCGGCUUCCGGUGGUGAAAAUCGUCGUUGGCUCCGGCGCUGAACAAGACGCACCUUUCACUAUUUAAACAAUAAAAUCUGAACGCGAGAAAGCAACGGG